GAGAUAACGGUUUGCUUGAGCGGUUGCUGUCGUUGGUUGCUUUAUCAAGAACGUCGUUUAGCCUACUAUCACAUUUAUUCAUAUGCCUACUACCGUAUGUAUAGGCUUAGGCUACUGCAAAUAGAUUAUCAGUCUGUUGGAAAGCUAGCUAUGCGUUUUUUGUGUGAAAACUGCAGCAGCGCAAUAGCUUUUUUCUUGUAUGAGACGUCGCUCAUUGACUGGUUGGUGCGGGGGAGUCAGUGCGUUACAACUAUUCUCGGAACAAGUUAAUUUUAAGGUGACUUUUUUCUCUAUUGGAUUUGAGGAGGGCUUUCACUUAGAAAACACGCCCUCUCAAGUCUGACAAAUAUUAGAAUUUCACUUGCCUGUGUCUGCUUGUCAGUGCGUACACGAAGAGAGGGUUUUGGCUGUUUAGGCUACCUAUUCAAGAGGUAUUUUAGACUAACAUUUCGUGUCAAUAGAGUAAACCACUGUCAAUGGUUUGCAGGCUUAACUUAAUUCGGAUUUCGUUUAAUUAGUAAUUCACCAACAAGAAGGCACUGAACGCUGAACUGCAUAGGUAGCUGUUCCAUGGAGAAGGAUUUUGCGACGCCAUCUAGGGAUGCAGGGCCGAGCAUGGCCACAGGCUCGGGGGCUGCAGAUUCCGCCUUGCCGGAAGAGACGCAGCCACCCAAACCGCCCGGCCAACAUGCGGUGUCCGUUUUGUGGUCCUUUGGAAAAUGCCUGGCUACACUUUUGCCAGUUUACCUGGCAGGAUACUUCGGGUUUAGUAUCAGCUUAGUUCUGUUCGGUCUGAUGGUCUACAUGGGAUGGAAACACAGUCGCAACGAGAAAGUGAUGCGGCUGCGGUCAGCCAUGUACGUAUUGGAGAACGAGAGAGCAUACACCACUGCAAGUGCUUUUAGGAGUAAACGGGAAUUACCCCCAUGGGUCAACUUUCCGGACGUGGAGAAAGUUGAGUGGAUGAACAAGAUUCUGCAGCAGGCGUGGCCGUUCGUGGGCCAGUAUCUGGAGAAGUUACUGGUCGAAGCCAUUGCUCCAGUCAUACGUGCAUCCAACACCCACCUACAGACCCUCAGCUUCACCAAAGUCAACCUAGGGGACAAGGCCAUGAAGGUUGUGGGAGUGAAGGCUCACACGGAGCACGACAAGCGGCAGGUCUUACUGGAUCUGUACAUUAGCUAUGCGGGUGAUGUGGAGAUCAAUGUGGAAAUCAAAAAGUACUUUUGCAAAGCGGGAGUGAAAGGAGUACAGCUACAUGGAAUGUUGAGGGUUAUACUGGAGCCCCUGAUUGGAGACGUUCCUUUGGUGGGAGCCGUCACCAUGUUCUUCAUACGCAGGCCUAAGCUGGACAUCAACUGGACUGGGCUGACCAACUUGCUCGAUAUCCCUGGACUCAAUGCCAUGUCGGACACUAAGAUAAUGGAUGCUAUAGCCUCGUACCUGGUCCUCCCCAACCGCCUCACUAUCCCCCUGGUGGCCAACCUGCACGUUGCGCAGCUCCGCUCCCCUCUCCCACGGGGAGUGGUGCGUAUCCACCUGCUGGAGGCGGAGGAGCUGACAGCCAAGGAUACGGUCAUUAAGGGGAUAAUAGACGGGAAGUCUGAUCCGUACGCUGUGCUGCGUGUGGGCACACAGACCUUCACAUCACACACCGUGGACAGCAACCUCAACCCACAGUGGAGAGAGAUGUAUGAGGUGAUUGUCCAUGAAGUGCCGGGUCAGGAGUUGGAGGUGGAGGUGUUUGAUAAAGACCAGAACCAGGAUGACUUCCUGGGCAGGGUCAAGAUGGAUCUAGAUAUCGUACACAAGGCCAGAGUUCUAGAUGAGUGGUUUAGUCUGAAGGAUGUACCAUCUGGCAGUGUUCACCUCCGUCUGGAGUGGCUCUCUCUGCUGUCCUCUGCUGACCGACUCAAUGAGGUUAUCCAGAGGAACCAGAAUAUGACCUGUAAGACAGCAGACCCUCCUUCUGCAGCCAUCCUGGCUGUCUAUCUGGACCGGGCUCAAGACCUGCCUAUGAAAAAGGGUAACAAGGACCCCAGCCCCAUGGUGCAGCUGUCCGUAGAAGACACAACCAAGGAGAGUAAGACUUGUUAUCUUACCACUGACCCAGUGUGGGAAGUUGCCUUCACAUUCUACAUCCAGGACCCUCGCAAACAGGAAAUUGAUAUUCAGGUGAAGGAUGAUGACCGGGCUCUGUCUCUGGGCAGUCUGUCCAUCCCUCUGUCCCGUCUGCUGGCUAGUCCUGACCUCAGCAUGGACCAGUGGUUUCAGCUGGACAACUCUGGCCAGGCCAGCCGCAUCUAUAUCAACGCUGUUCUGAGGGUGCUCUAUUUAAAUGAGGAUGCCUCUCCUACCAGCCCCGUAUCUCCUCACCCCCUAAGCCCAGGGUCAGGCCACGGAGAUGGGGGUAUCUCAUCAGAGGUGACCCCUGGGGGAGUGAGUGGAGCCCCCAAACCUGUACCCACCCGACCCCAGCAGACCACCCCUGACUCGGACUUUGCUAGUGAGGGUGUGCUGCGUAUCCACCUGGUGGAGGCCAGUAACCUGAUAGCCAAGGACUUCAUGGGGGGCAUGGUGAAGGGGAAGAGUGACCCCUACGUCAAGAUCAGGGUCGGGGGAGUCACCUUCCGCAGCCACACCAUCAAAGAGAACCUCAACCCCUACUGGAACGAACUCUACGAGAUCAUCCUAACUCAGCUGCCUGGUCAGGAGAUCCAGUUUGAGCUGUUUGAUAAAGAUCUGGACCAGGAUGACUUCUUGGGCAGGUUCAAGUUGAACCUGCGAGACAUCAUCAGCCCACAGUUCACUGAUGAGUGGUACACUCUGAAUGAUGUGAAGUCAGGUCGGGUUCACCUGUUCAUGGAGUGGCUCCCCAGGCUCUCAGAGUCCGCCAGACUAGAUCAGAUCCUUCAGUUCCAGGCCGAGCAGCAGUACCAGAACAAGGCAGUGCUGUCGGCUGCUGUGCUGUUUGUGUAUGUGGAGAGAGCACACAGCCUGCCGUUGAAGAAGAACGGAAAAGAGCCAAAAGUGGGGGCAGAGAUUCUGCUGAAGGCCAUGUCAUACAAGACCAAGGUGUGCGAGCGCUCUACGUCUCCUCGGUGGGAUGAAGCUUUCCACUUCCUGGUUCGUGACCCUAAAGAGGAACUCCUUAUAGUGAAGUUGUCCCACAGCUGGGGCCAGGCCAUGGGCACGGUGGUACUACCACUGAGAGAGGUUCUGUCAGAGCAGGGCCUGGUGCUGGACCGAUGGCUGAGUCUGGACGGGGCCCUCCCUGAGAGCCAGAUACUACUGAGGGCCACACUCAAGAUCUUGGACACCCAGCUGGCAGUGUGUCAUAGUGAUGGCACUAGGGAGGGCAGUGAGGACAGAGACCAUGUCAUCCACAGACGGGACACUGAACCAAACCUACGACACCGAUCACCGCUCUCUCAACUGAUGCGAGGAGAGGACGGAGGAGAGGACGCGAGGAGUCGAGCAAAACCAAUUGAGAUUCUCCCCCUGUCUACCUGUGUCUCCUCGCUCAGAGGUGAUCAGAGCCCCGGCCAGGUGAAGCUGCAAAUUGGCUACUCAAUAGAGGAGAACCGGCUGUUCAUCACCGUCCUUUCCUGCAGGGGCCUGCCAGCUUGUGGGUCUGCUAAGGACGGGUCCGACCCCUAUAUCUCCUUCAUCCUUCUGCCAGACAAGAACAGGAUCACCAAGAGAAAGACCAACACCAAGAAGAGAGACCUCAAUCCUGAGUUCAACGAGAGGUUUGACUUUGACUUCUCUCUGGAGGAGUCCAUGCAGAGAAGACUGGACCUGACUGUCAAAAACAACGUCUCCUUCAUGAGCCGGGAGAGAGAGCUCAUUGGAAAGUUACAGCUGGAUUUGGAUCAGAUAGACCUGAAGAGUGGCAAUGCACAAUGGUACGAUUUGGUAGAGGAGACCAAUUAGAUGAGAGGAUGGUCUCGCUUUCCCGCAGUGCAAUGUUCCUUUUACGAUCACUUCUUCAGUUGUUUGUUUUAUAUUUUUAUUCAGCUUAUGAGCCAUGGGGCCACCACUGAAGAAUUGCUUACAUUUACAUAUCAUCCCAACAAUACCCCAAUUCAUUUGUAAAUUGAAUUCCUCCAAUCAAUGACAGAUUUGGUCUGUGUUACUACUGUGCUAUGAAGGCUCUGGAAAGAGAGAAUUCCUAAAUCCAGAGUCAUGAGAACAUUUUAUUUAAGAUUGUUUGGCUGAAUAGAUAUUUGAUAUGAAAGCAACUAUGAAAUAAGAAAUAUACACUGAUUGCACAAAACAUUAAGAAUACCUUCCAACUAUUGAGUUGCACCCCCCAUUUUGUCCUCAGAACAGCCUAUAUUUGUCAGGGGCAUGGACUAGAAGGUGUUGAAAGUGUUCCACAGGGAUGCUGGCCCAGGUUGACUUUUAUGCUUCCCACAGUUGUGUCAAGUUGGCUGG
This is a messenger RNA of Salvelinus sp. IW2-2015, 4440 nucleotides long. The record is from RefSeq and is a predicted model, not a curated record. Lineage: Eukaryota; Metazoa; Chordata; Actinopteri; Salmoniformes; Salmonidae.